UGUAAAAAAAUAGAUGAAAAGAAGUAAUUUGACAGAAAUAAAAUCAAUCAAGAAUUGCAUAAUCAUUUAUUCCGCAUUCGUCAUUGUGUGGAUUAAGCGACAAGAAAACGAUUGAACUUCAAUUGGUUUUAAUAUUUUAAUCAACAAUGGCUAAAGUGUUAACUCUAUUGACGACAAUUCGAAAUAAUUGGAAAAAAUCCGUGCUGGGAAUUGCGGCCUUUUCAUAUGGGAUUUCAUAUGGUAAACAAACGUACGAUACAGAACAAUUGAUGCGCCAAUGUUGCGAAAAUGUAGCCAAGUAUGGAGAUAGUUCUUGCCCUACAAAUAUCAGGCCACGUCAUGUGACUGUUGUUUUAAAUCCAGCUGCUAAGAAAAGAAAGGCUAAAAAAUUAUUCCAGAAGUAUUGCGAACCUCUGUUGCAUUUAGCUGGCAUUUCAGUAACAAUUAUCGAUACACAAUCAGGAAGUCAUGCACGUAACGUAAUAAUGAAUCUGGAAGUGCCUACCGACGCGAUUAUUGUAGGAGGAGGAGAUGGUACUUUAUCAGAUGUUAUAACUGGUUUGAUGAGAAAGUACAAGAACAGUCUCCAUUCAGUCAGACAAUGUCCUAUUGGCAUUUUGCCAUUAGGAAGCAGAAAUACAAUUGCAAGCAUAUUUUAUCGAGAAUAUACAGAUUUAACUGAUAUACACCACAUGAUUGAUGCGACAAUGGCAAUUAUUAAGAAUAAUUUUAAGUCAAUAGAUGCUAUUGAGAUUAAAUUGUUGAAAGAUGAUCCAGAUAAUCCUAUAAAACCGAUUUAUGCUGUCGAUGGCAUAGAGUGGGGAGCUUGGAGCGAUACACACGCACGUAUUGACAAAUAUUGGUACUGGGGUCCUUUACGCAAAUAUGCAGCUUAUUUGUUCAAUGGUUACAAAUCAAACUUAAACUGGAAAUGCAAUGCACUAAUGAAAUAUACAAAUCCUUGCAAAGGGUGUUCAUGUUGCUAUUCCAAAAAUUCUUACAAUCAAUCUUCGAAUUUAAAUAAAAGAUGGUGGCAUGCAUUUCUUCCAAAGAGGCAAAUAUUUACUCUUGAUAAUCCUGUUGAUUACAGUAAAGUAAUAAAUGUAGAUUGUGGCAUAUUUCAUGAGAUGCCUAUUUCGACGACUGAAUUAUGUAUAAAAACGGAUAACAUAAAUGUGCCAGUCCAAUCUACGCCUUCGUUAAAAAUAACGCUAGGCCCAGAAAAUAUUAGUUAUGCCACAUUUGUCGAAAAAGGAUGGAAAAAAGAAAUAAACAAUGAACUGCCAAUAAACUCAGUAUUAGAUGCAAAGACUAUUGAAUUACAUCCUGAGACAAAUGGAGAUCGGAUGUUUUAUAUUGACCAUGAAGAGUAUGAAUUGAAACCAAUUCAAAUAAGAUUACUUCCACAAUCUAUAACAAUUUUCUAUCCUGAGUUAAACAACUAAUAAAACAAUUCAAAGUUAUUUUAUGAGCAUUUAAUUUACUAUAAUAAUCAUUAUUUAAAAAUGAAAAAAAUAGGAUGUGAUAAAACACUGUUAAACCAAAUGUUAUGUAAAAAAGUCAUUUAAUAUAUUUUAUUUUUAUAUAAAAAAAUAAUUUAUCGCCGUGUACAAAAAAUAUCUCAACUAUAACAAUUUUUGUACAAUACAUUUAUCAUCUACUGUAAUAUAACGCUUGUAUUAAAAAUUUGCGUCAGAUUGUGUUUAUCUUACAACUAUAUAAAUCUCGUCUUAAAUCUUAAAAAUUACGCAAGAUAUAUUGCGACUCGCUUUAUUUCUUUUCAUGUAUCCUUUAUCAUGUUAUAAAUUGGCAUAAAAAUUCUUUCAUAA
Messenger RNA from Pogonomyrmex barbatus (red harvester ant), 1829 nucleotides. It is a transcript of the gene Mulk, whose product is annotated as acylglycerol kinase-like protein Mulk. Lineage: Eukaryota; Metazoa; Arthropoda; Insecta; Hymenoptera; Formicidae. Gene Ontology annotation, biological process: sphingosine biosynthetic process; ceramide biosynthetic process; phosphorylation. Gene Ontology annotation, cellular component: mitochondrion; membrane; cytoplasm. The record is from RefSeq and is a predicted model, not a curated record. Gene Ontology annotation, molecular function: ATP-dependent diacylglycerol kinase activity; acylglycerol kinase activity; ceramide kinase activity.